Messenger RNA from Capsicum annuum, 840 nucleotides. RefSeq names its product chromatin accessibility complex protein 1. Gene Ontology annotation, cellular component: nucleus. The record is from RefSeq and is a predicted model, not a curated record. Gene Ontology annotation, biological process: regulation of DNA-templated transcription. The transcript has a single exon. NCBI's taxonomy places the organism in Eukaryota, Viridiplantae, Streptophyta, Magnoliopsida, Solanales, Solanaceae. Gene Ontology annotation, molecular function: protein heterodimerization activity. Bases 212 to 673 code for a protein of 153 amino acids.
AACUUUAAAGAUCAUAAGUUGAGAUUUUAGAAAAUUUUGUUUAGAAAAUUUUGAAAAAACUUGUGACCACUAAACAUAUCGUUAUAUAUUUAAUUUAUAAUAAAUUUUAAGCCUCAAAUGGCACAAAUGUAAUCCACUCAUAUUCCUGACACCUCGAUGGGCGCCAAUGCAAAAACUUAUUCCCGCUAAAUUCAGAAAGCCUUAAAAGUCAAUGUCGACUUCACUGAGCAGAGUUGUGGACACAAUGGCCCGAGAGGAUCAAGAAGGAAACUCCAUCGCCGCCGUCGCUGUCGCCGGAGAGUCCCACCAACUCCAGCUUCCGGUAAGCCGAUUGAAGAAAAUCAUGAAAUUGGACCAGGACAUCAAGAAGGUAAACUCAGAAGCCCUACAUCUCAUCGCUAGUUCCACUGAGCUUUUUCUCGAAUCCUUAGCAGAAAAAUCUGCCCAAGUCGCGUUGGAGAAGAACAGAAAAACCAUGAAGCUCGAGCAUUUAAGAGUUGCCGUUAAAAGGCAUCAACCUACAAGCAAUUUCCUUCUCGAUUCGCUUCCCAUGCCGCCUUCACAGCCGUCCGAUCCAUCUCCCAAGGUUCAAAGUCGUCGUCGAUUAUCAAAAGACAAGCCACUUCCUUCUGGAACUCGAAGAAUUGAGGCAUUCUUUCAUAAUUGCACUUAAAACUCGGUGUUGAAUGGUUAUGAGAAACGGUUAUUCAUAUUCAGAGUAUUGUAAUUUGAAAAAAAAUGAUUAUUUUCCCUAGAUUUAUGAUUAUGCAUUGCCAGGAAAUAAACUGCCCAUGUGAUGGUUCACUAAAUGGAUUUAAUACAAUCAGCUUUUUGAUUUCA